UAAUUUCACUUUUGGAAAGAAUAUCUAACGACGAAUUUCUACAAGAAAAAAUCAAAUAAAAAUACAAAUGGAUUCCUCGAAUGAACUUUUCCUAAACCUGGAGGAGUACAAGAAGUGCGCCCAGAAAGUAAAGGUAUUAAUCGAGCUGGAAAAGCCUCUGGCCUACUUUAGUGUGUCGCCGGAACGCUUCUAUCAAGGCAAUGCCAGCCAGUUGAGAUCGCUGUAUUACCCCAAGCCGAAGGCCUUUCCCCUGUACCUCAGCGCACCCCUGAAGUGUUCCUACAGAAAGACGUCGAAUCACUUCUACGACGAAUACUUGGAUAAUCUGCUGUACGGCAUCUGCGACAAUAGUUUCGAGCUGCUGUGUCCCUUUGGUAACAAGGGCAGCCACGGCUGGCGGGUUAGGGCCCCCCUUGUGUGCCAGUUGGAGCUGCUCCAGACCCUGAUGUGUACGCCCUUUAGGCCAAAUGAGAACUGGCUUAUAUUGGCCAUUAACUACAGGGACACUGUGUAUCUGUGCCUGGAGAAUCCCGACGAGCAGCCCUGGACGGAAGAUCGGAUGAGGAGGUCCGCCAUGGAGACCAUGCUGAAGCAUCAGGUUUACAAAGCUUUCAACGAGACCCAGGCCGAGGGCUCUCCCGAAGAGUGCUCCGAGUUUAAUUAUAUUUUAAAUUGUCGCCUGAACGAUUUAUCGGUUAUAUAUUCUGCACCCAUUAAUGGAGCCGUCUUUGAGAGCUCAGAAGCUCCCUCGCAUUCUAAAAUCCUGGAAUUAAUGUUUUUGGAGUGCAAAUUGGGAGAGAAACUCCGUCGCAUGGAUGGCGGACUCUUCACCGAGUUGUACAGCCCGGAGGAGGCGCUCAAAUGGUGGACAGAGGGUCAACUGAAGGGUGCCAAGAACUUUAUGUUGGCCCUGGCCGAUCCCUAUGGUCGCGUGCAGAGCCUGGAGCCAAUAUCCUGUGAAAAGUUGUGCAGGGAUUCGAAAGACAAUUGGUCAGCGGACUUUUGCCAGCAGUUUCUCUCGCAGUUCCUGGGUCAAGUCCGAGAGCACAUGAAGAACGUGAACGACCCUAGCACCAUCUACGAGUUCAAUUAUGUGGCCCAGAAGCGGUGCAUUUAUUGGAACAAAGGCUCUGGCCAACGGCUCAGCUUCAUACCCGAUUGGUAUCGUCUGAUCUUGGAGGGUAAUGAAUGAUCUGUUGGGUACUUACUGCCCGAUUUCUCUGAGCUCCAGUUGGACUUGUUAGCUUCUCCACUCUCUCGCCUCAAUUUCCGCCUGUAAUCUGCUUGUUUUCAAGUCUACCCCCGGGGCACUCGGCAAUUUCUGCUCCACGAAAUUGCCACUAAAUCAAAAAACAAAAAAAAUAUACAGCCACAGCAGACACCUACACUUGUGUCUGGUUUGGGGCUCUUUUCCGCUGUGCGUGCCUCCCCCAUUGGGAUUGGACCCGGGCCAAGGAGAUCCCCAAGACCCACACCCAGACCGGGCUUUAAACAUUGAUAAAUAACUAAAUAAUAGAAUAAACAGCUGGCAAAAGGUGUUAAGGCUUUAACUUUAAACUAAAAACGA
Molecule: messenger RNA, 1567 nt
Organism: Drosophila kikkawai
Lineage: Eukaryota; Metazoa; Arthropoda; Insecta; Diptera; Drosophilidae
Product: protein cutoff-like
Biological process (GO): NAD-cap decapping; nuclear-transcribed mRNA catabolic process
Cellular component (GO): cytosol; nucleus
Molecular function (GO): mRNA 5'-diphosphatase activity
Source: RefSeq, a predicted model, not a curated record